ACGAGGAUGUGUAGUGAGUGUACACACACCGGGGACAAGGACUUUGUUGCUUAAUAUCACUAGUACUGUGAUUGACUUCAUCAAGUAUCUGUCCUCUGAUGCAGCCUGUGGCAGGAAGCCUACAAAGCCAUUACAAGGAAACCAGGGACAGAAUUUCCACUAGUUUACAGAUUUACUGUCAUUAUAAAGGAUUGGUUUGCUGACCCCUGCUGGCCAUUAGGAGGAUUGCGCACAGUCUUAAGAUGCAUCCGCAAAGUGGAGAUGUUGUUGAUUUUUUCCUGUCCUUGAUAUCCACAAUAGACCGCAGAAAGGGACAGUUUGAGAGAAAAGUGGAAGAGAUGAAUGUGGAGCUGCAGGAUGAACCCCUCCAGGUUAUGGACACAUGGGAGGUGAAAGUUACACAAGAGCUGAAGAACAUUCAGGCCGAACAGAUGACAAAGCUGCAAGCCAAGCACCAGGCGGAAUGCGAUCUUCUGGAAGAUAUGAGGACUUUCAGUCAGAAGAAGGCUGCAGUGGAAAGAGAAUAUGCUCAGACUAUACAGAAAUUAGCCAGCCAGUACUUGAAGAAAGAGUGGCCUGUGUUAAAACCAGAUGAAAGGAGCGAGUACAGAAACCUUCCACGUCCCUCUUUUGUUCCGCAGUGUGUGGACCAGCUAACGAAGAUCCAGAUGGAGCUGCAGGAGACAGUGAAGGAUUUAGCCAAGGCCAAGAAGAAGUACUUUGAGGCCGAGCAGAUGGCACAUGCAAUGCGGGAGAAAGCCGACAUCGAUGCCAAAUCCAAACUUAGUUUGUUCCAAUCAAGAAUAAGUUUACAGAAGGCCAACGUGAAGUUAAAAGCCCGGAGACAAGAGUGUAAUGCCAAGGCCACUCAUGCCCGCAACGACUAUCUCCUCACCCUGGCUGCUGCAAACGCCCAUCAGGACCGCUACUACCAGACGGACCUGGCAAAUACCAUGAAGACACUUGAUGGUAAUGUAUAUGACCACCUAAAGGAUUACCUCAUGGCGUACAACCGAACGGAGCUGGAGACGUGUCAAGCUGUCCAGAACACAUUCCAGUAUUUGUUAGAGACGUCUAGUCGGGUGAUGAGGGAAUACAACCUCCAGCUGUUUGUUCAGGAGAAUCCUGUAUUUCACAAAGCUCAGCCCUUCCAGUUCCAGCCAUGCGACAGCGACACGAGUCGGCAGCUGGAAUCGGAAACGGGCACCACGGAAGAGCACAGCCUGAACAAAGAGGCACGCAAGUGGGCAACCCGAGUGGCGAGGGAGCAUAAGAACAUCAUCCACAGCCAGCGUGCCCUGGAUGAUUUAGAGUGUCAGAGCACGCCGCCGUCAGAGCAAGGUCGGGCGGAACUGGAGCAGAAAGUCGAAGACGCCAGAGAGGGUAUUCGCAAAGCAGAGAUCAUAAAGCUGAAGGCAGAAGCUCGCCUGGAUCUCUUGCGACAGAUUGGGGUGUCUGUGGACACGUGGUUAAAGAGUGCCAUGAACCAGGUGAUGGAAGAACUGGAGAACGAGCGAUGGGCCAGCCUUCCAACCCUGAUCAAUAACGGAUCUUCGCACUUGGGAAAUCCAGAUCUGGAUAGAGACGAUGGUGAAGAGCUGGAGGACAGUAUGGAUGCCUUUGAUGACAGCAGCUCAAGUCCUUCUGGAACACUAAGGAAUUAUCCUCUAACCUGCAAGGUCAUCUACUCAUACCAGGCGUCACAGCCCGAUGAGCUGACCAUAGAGGAGCACGAGCUGCUAGAAGUUAUAGAAGACGGAGACAUGGAAGAUUGGGUCAAGGCAAGGAAUAAAUCGGGUCAAGUGGGAUACGCGCCAGAAAAGUACCUCCAGUUUCCCACAUCCAACAGUCUGCUGAGCAUGUUACAGUCGCUAGCUGCUCUUGACAGCCGAUCUCACACAUCCAGCAACUCCAACGAUGCCGAGAUGGUCUCGGGAAGCACGAAUGGCGAUGCAAGUGUGUGUUUUGUGAAAGCACUUUAUGAUUAUGACGGCCAGACAGAAGACGAGCUGACGUUUCCCGAAGGAGCCAUUAUCCGGAUCCUAAACAAGGAGAACCAGGACGACGACGGCUUCUGGGAGGGAGAGUUUAACGGUCGCGUUGGCGUUUUUCCAUCAGUGUUGGUGGAAGAGCUGGUGGGGUCUGAGAACGGGGAUUCCCAGUGGAUGGAAGACAUUCAGGUAUCCCCCUUACCGAAACCCCAGACGUCCCUCCCUCCUCUGCCGCUGUACGACCAGCCUCCUACCAGCCCCAUGUACAGUCCAGACAACGCACGGGGCUCCAUCUACUUCCCCCGCUCCCCGUCUGUCACUGAAAAUACCAUAAACUUGGAAUCCCCUUCAACGUCGCACCCGCACCCUCCACGGAUCACCCCCGAUGGAUAUCAAGGCAAGCUACGCCCUGUGCGAGCGGCCCCACCCCCACCCACACAGGCUCACCGGCGGCAGCCAGAAAAGACGGAAGAUGUAGAAAUUACGUUGGUUUAACAACGGCAUCUGGAAAACUGCUGCAAUCGCGGGCCAAAUGCGUCAUUUGGUCCGGAUUUUUUUAGGCACCUUCUGCAUGUCUAGAUCCUGAGAGAUGGGACUGAGAAAACACGAUGGACAUUUUUGUGCCUUUUUUUUUGUUUUUGUUUUUAUGUUCCGAUUCGAGUGGAAUCUGAGCUCCCUGAAAGGACACUAAUAGGGUUGUAAGUGCAAUCGCAGGCGCGGUCAUAGCAGCGGUGGGGUAGUGCAGCUCUGGCACCUUCUUAACGGAUACAAAAAAAAAAGAAAAUAUUUCUCUUCUUUUUUUAUUUUUCUACGUUUUAAUUUACCUCAUCUUUGUCCCUGUUUUCAGACAUAUCUCCCCCUGUAGUAAAAGUACCAGUUCCGUCUUUAUAAAAACUGUACAAUGGAUCAGUGAACCUAGAAUACAUAUUGCCUUAUGUUAUGGAGAAGCUUGUGUUGUGAUUGCCAUUGUAUUUGGUUUUGCCCUACAGCAUGCUGGAAUGGGCCAUUUUAGGCUGAUGGCAGGCGUGUGAAGGGUUCAUUUCCAGUGCAGUUACUAAUUUGGGUAGCUCCGCUGUGUACAGGAAAGUUUCAGGGUCUUCCUUUAAAGCUGAACUCCGGGCCAAACAACUGUUGUCUAAAUACAAGUGUCGUGUAUUCUUCCUUAAAUCUUGGAGUGCUUUGUGUAUUUCUUCCAGAUCUGUGCAGUAAUCCAGUGUGUGCAGGAGCUUCCUGUAAUAAAGACCUCUCACUGCUGCACUCUCUUCUUGUGCAGAGUGACUGGUCUUGUCUCCGCCCCCUCCUGUAGUUUUCUACAGGCAUUCUGUUGUGGGUGGAGCCUGCAGAGUCCCUCCCACUGCUCUGCUCAAGCUGUGUACUGCCCAGCGCUGAUGUCACUGCAACUCUUACAAUGUAACAUCUUUGUAUGCACCAACCUCCUUUGCAAACCAAGUGGAUUUAUAUCCUUUUGUUAGUGGAGAGUUUUAUAUUUAGAUGAAAGUUUCUGUGCCUGGAGUUCAGCUUUAAGACUACUGAUAGGAAGUGGUCUGUGUAUAGGCAGAUCAUUUUUAUUUAUUUUUUAACAGUAGAACAUUUUAUUAACCCCUUGGCGCUGGCCACACGCAAAUAUGUGGCCUCUUGGCGCUGAGUGGGCGCAUAUUUGCGUGAAUUGCUGCCCAUACAUGUUGCACACUCCUGGAACAGUUACCAUGCCUACCCGAAAGCCCCUGAUCGCUGCUUGCGAUCGAGAGUCUUCGGAUCACGUGACAGCCAAUCACGGCCGUCGUGUGCUCUUAAGACCCGCCUCUUAAAGGGCCAGGAGGCGCCGGCGUGAACAAAGUACCAUAAAAUACCAAAAGUAGUGCCACAGUUCAACUGUUAAAAAAUAUAGUUCAGAGACCUACUAUUACAAGUUCAUCGAUAAGCACAGUACAAGAUAUAGAAGUGCAGAAUGUGUAUAAAUCUUACAAAAAAAUAUAGAUCAGAGACCUAACGUCAGGAACAAUAAGGUUGCCAGUGUAUACCAUAGGCUGUAUAUACGCUACUUUGCUAGUAUAUACCUUAU
Messenger RNA from Rana temporaria (common frog), 4053 nucleotides. It is a transcript of the gene FCHSD2, whose product is annotated as FCH and double SH3 domains 2. Gene Ontology annotation, cellular component: neuromuscular junction; recycling endosome. Bases 243 to 2486 code for a protein of 747 amino acids. Gene Ontology annotation, molecular function: protein binding. NCBI's taxonomy places the organism in Eukaryota, Metazoa, Chordata, Amphibia, Anura, Ranidae. The record is from RefSeq and is a predicted model, not a curated record. The transcript has 21 exons. Gene Ontology annotation, biological process: neuromuscular synaptic transmission; regulation of actin filament polymerization.